CAGUGCGGAAUAAAAACAAUCCACGUAAUUUUGAAUUAACUCUUGAAACCGGACGUGAAUGACUAAUUUCGAAGAUUUCUAAAUAUUUCAAAGUGGCACCAUUAUGGUGAAGAUCAUAUUCCUCCACCCCGAUUUGGGGAUCGGCGGUGCAGAGCGCCUCGUGUUGGAUGCUGCAUUGGCUUUCAAGAAAAAGGGCCAUGAAGUGGCUUUUUACACGAAUCACCACGAUCCUACGCAUUGUUUUGCCGAAACUAGAGAUGGAACGUUCCCAGUGAGCGUUAUCGGCGACUGGAUUCCGCGAUCUAUAUUCGGGAGGUUCAAAGCGGCAUGUGCUUACGCUCGCAUGGUCUACGCGGCAAUUUACAUGGCGUGGUACGUGAUACCGGUGGAAGAGCCGACUCUAAUAUUCUGUGAUCUGAUAUCUCUGUGCAUUCCAUUUCUGAAGAUGGCCCAUGGACCUUUUCGCGUUGUGUUCUAUUGCCACCACCCUGAUAAACUACUUACUUCUGAUGGUGGAAUCCUCAAGAAGAUUUAUAGAGCUCCUCUGAACUGGCUGGAAGAGUUCACAACAGCCCGAGCUGACAAAGUCCUGGUCAACAGCAAAUAUACAGCCAGGGUUUACCAAGAUGCGUUUCAGAAGAUCAAGGACAUUCCUGACAUUUGCUAUCCAUCUAUAAACACAGAAUUUUUCAAAAUGACUCAACCAAUGCCUUUGAAAGAAGUGGUACCUGUAGGUACAGAUAAGUUUAUAUUCUUGUCAAUAAAUAGGUAUGAGAGAAAGAAGAAUUUGCAGCUGGCAUUGAGAGCCUUGGAGUACUUGAAACAUAACCUAAGUGAGGCUGACUGGAAUCGAGUGCAUUUGAUAAUGGCAGGAGGUUUUGACCCAAUCAACCUGGAGAACAUGGAACAUUUCAUUGAACUGACCGACCUUGCUGCUGAACUUGACAUUGAAGAUAAAGUCACCUUCAUGAAGUCUCCAAAAGACGUAGAAAAGGUUUCUCUGCUUUACAACUGCAAAGCAUUGGUCUAUACACCGUCUAAUGAACAUUUUGGUAUCGUACCAUUAGAAGCUAUGUACUACAGUAAACCGGUCAUUGCAGUCAACAGUGGAGGUCCAACUGAAACUAUUGUGAAUGACGUCACCGGUUUCUUAUGUUCACCGAACAGUGAGUCAUUUGCUAAUGCAAUGAAGAGGUUAAUACUGAAUCCAGAUCUAGUUGAGAGAUUGGGUGAAGCUGGCCGUAAAAGAUUCGAGACAAAGUUUUCCUUUGAUGCAUUCACUGAACAACUUGAUGGUAUUUUGACAAGGGAAAGGCAAAUAAUUUCUGAAGUGCGUGCGAUUGAGUAUGAGCAGAGAAAGCGCAAAUAGCAUAACGCUGACGCUCCAACAAUAUGUGAUAUUGUUUGAGUGUUUUACCAAAGAAUGUUAAUGUAACGGAAUAUGUACAGGACGAUAAGAGUGAAGUCACUAGAAAUAAUAUGACUGAUUGGUUGGAUAACUGUAAUUCAUUUCUCUUUGAUCAUUUAUGCCUUAUGCAUUUGUAUAAAAUCUAUUAGCAUUUCAGUCUGCUAAGCUAUUUGUCAAUGUAAUUAAUAGAACUUAAGAUUUCAUGAAUAUUGCAUUAAUUACUAACAGAAUAAUUUAGAAACUUAGCUAUAUGUUUAUGUAUCUGGUUUUAUCUGUUCUCUUGCAUUUGUGAUAGCAUUUUCUCUGAACUUGUAGUUUAUAACUUAUCUGUUUGGUGUAAAUAUUCUCAAAUGUUGUAAGUAGUAGUGAAUUGUUGUUUAUUACACCAAAAUGAAUGUAUCACUUUCAUUUUGGUGAAAUUUUAAGCAGAAUACUUGUUAGACUAAAGGGUAUUAGUACUUGUAUGUUGUUAGUGUUUAAAGUAAGAAAAUAAAAAAGGCCCAUUGACUAUUUUUGUUAAAAAUGCUUUGAAAAAUUGUUGUAUUGUAUUGACUACAAAAGUGUAGCUGUCUAUGUAUUUUUAAUACAUAAAUAAAGAUUUAUUCGGAAUAA
This is a messenger RNA of Ostrinia nubilalis (European corn borer), 2020 nucleotides long. It is a transcript of the gene Alg2, whose product is annotated as alpha-1,3/1,6-mannosyltransferase ALG2. NCBI's taxonomy places the organism in Eukaryota, Metazoa, Arthropoda, Insecta, Lepidoptera, Crambidae. Bases 104 to 1369 code for a protein of 421 amino acids. The record is from RefSeq and is a predicted model, not a curated record. Gene Ontology annotation, cellular component: endomembrane system. The transcript has a single exon. Gene Ontology annotation, molecular function: alpha-1,3-mannosyltransferase activity; GDP-Man:Man(1)GlcNAc(2)-PP-Dol alpha-1,3-mannosyltransferase activity.